UUGAUUUUCUAGCACAUCGCACCUCGAUAACAUGCCUAGGUGGUAUCCUCUCAAAGAACAGACUGAAAGCAUUGAUCAUGGCAAGCCCCAUUCCAGUCAAAGCAGCCAACAGUCCCCAAAGCCAUCUGUCAUCAAAAGUAGAAGCCAUGGUAUCUUCCCUGACCUAUCCAAAGACAUGCAGGUUCCCACCAUUGAGAAAUCCCAUAGUAGUCCCGGUAGCUCGAAAUCCUCAUCCAAAGGCCAUCUCCGCUCUCAUGGACCAUCUCGCGGUCAAAGCAAAACCAGCGUCACUCAGACCCACCUGGAAGAUGCAGGGGCUGCUAUAGCCGCUGCCAAAGCCGCCGUGCAACAACUCCGCCUUCAACCAACAGCACAUAAAAGCGGUCAGUCUAAUCAUGCCGGGAAGCAGCACAGACACAGCAUAGCAGGAGUCCUCCCCAUUCAAAGAACUCAGUCUGAUAAUCUGCCUCCACCAGCUAAUGGCAACCAAGACCAAAGCCAGCUAGCCCUCAGGAAGAUGAUGUCUGAUGGACCAGUCAAGCCAGGAGGUGAGCAGAAAUGCACUAUUCAAAGCACACAGCAAGAACAUCCCCCAAAUUUAAAGCCCUCAUCUUUUAAUUUUUAGAGAUUGUCUAAUAAAGUAUGUUUAUCCACUUUUUAAUGUGCUUUUGUGGGCAUGGCAUUUCAGGACUUCAUCAUCACUAUGUAAGUCCCAAGAUCAGUCCCAUAAUGUAUUGACUACAGUGAUUUGUAUUUUUCUAUGCACUGGGCAUCUUUUGACUUUUGUUGGGAAAUAGAUUAAUAAUAUUCGUAUUGCAGAAUGGAACGCGUGCUUCUAACCUAAUCUGUUCAAGCAUGACUAUAAAUAUAUUGCACUGUGAUAAAAGUUUAAACUGCUCACAAUUCGAGUUAGCAUACCAGUUGGAAUGUAGAUCAGUUUUUGUUGAAUAUUAUUUCAAGUGUAACUUAAAAAAAAAUUCAGUGGAUUUUGGAAAUUCUCAGAGAAAGUAAAGGAAAAAAAUGUUAAUGCACUCAUUCACCUUUACAUGGUGAAAGUUCUUUCUUGACCCUAUGAACACAUUUUUUCCACUCAUGUUUCCGUAGUUGUCAAGUGUAUCAGAUGUGUUGGGCAUGUGAAUAUCCAAGUGCCUGUGUAAUAAGGUAUCUUUAUUUCAUUCAUAAACCACUGGGUUCUGAUCCAUUGUUACAUGAUGCAGCUUAAAAUGAGUGUGUCAGUUUUUGCUUUCUCAUUUGAUUCCUUGCAAUAGAGGAU
Molecule: messenger RNA, 1273 nt
Organism: Globicephala melas (long-finned pilot whale)
Lineage: Eukaryota; Metazoa; Chordata; Mammalia; Artiodactyla; Delphinidae
Source: RefSeq, a predicted model, not a curated record